This is a messenger RNA of Erinaceus europaeus (western European hedgehog), 4934 nucleotides long. RefSeq names its product KIAA0319 ortholog. The transcript has 20 exons. Lineage: Eukaryota; Metazoa; Chordata; Mammalia; Eulipotyphla; Erinaceidae. The record is from RefSeq and is a predicted model, not a curated record. Bases 102 to 3338 code for a protein of 1078 amino acids. Gene Ontology annotation, biological process: neuron migration; negative regulation of dendrite development. Gene Ontology annotation, cellular component: cytoplasmic vesicle; plasma membrane.
CUUGAGGCCAAAUCUGGCUCCUAAGAAACAUCAAAGGAAGCCUACAUCAAAGACUUGCCAGGAUCAUUGCAGAAACCCGUCUGUCCUCUGUGGGAGGCUGAAUGGCAUCCCUGACAGGUGCACUGUCUUCAUUGCUGCUGCUGGUGAUCAUUGCAGGUUGUGCUUGUAUGCAGUGCAGUGACAGGAGGAUGUACUCCAAUGCAGUCAUCUCACCUAAUUUGGAAACGACCAAGAUCAUGCAAGUAUCUCAAGCCACCACUGUGGUGGACUGCACGACUGCUUGCUGUGACUUGUCUAGUUGUGAUCUUGCCUGGUGGUUUGAGGGCCGCUGCUAUCUGGUGAGCUGUCUGCAUAAAGACAGUUGUCAGCCCAAGAUGAGUCCUAUUGAAUCUCACCUCACCUUUGUGCUCAGGCCUAUCCAGAGGCCAAUGCAGAUGCUGAACUAUGGAAUGCUGAACAGAGGCUCCCCGGCAGACAUCUGGGGGGACUCACCUGAAUACAUUAGAAAAGACUUGCCUUUUCUUGGUAAAGAUCAAGGCUUGGAGGAGAUGUCUGAGUACUUGGAUGAUUAUCAGGAACAGGACCUCCUCCAACCCAUCAGCAAACAGGAGCGCAGAGGUGGUGCGGAGUAUACGGAUUGGGGUUUACCAGCUGGUAGUGAUGGAGGUAUCAACUCAUCUGCUAUAGAAGAUACCGAUCCAUCUGAGGGGAAACAGCAGGAAGACCUUGAGCCCCAAUAUCUGGACUCAGAGCACCAUGAACUAAAUGAAUCUGUGGAGACACCACCCUCAAAAUACUCUCCAGACAGAAGACUGUUGCUUCCUUUGGGGACUCCAUCUGCUGGAGAAAUCCUGGAGACAGAGAGUUUUCAGCUCCAGGGAAAAUCCAACAACAGUUCUCAAAAAGAGGUUCUAAUGCCUUCCCAUGAUCCUCUUCCAUCCAGCCUGGAUUCCAGUACAGCCACUUUGGGGACAAUCCCAGUUCUUUCAUUUCCCCCAGGGAGAACAGAGCCCAGCACCCCAGCUCUUCCCACAAGCAUCCAUCCCAUUGAAUCUACCGCAUCUGAGGAACCCACAUCUCCCACUAUUGAUCCUAAGACAGUUAAAGAGCUCACUGUGUCUGCUGGAGAUAACCUCAUAAUAACUUUACCAGAAAAUGAAGUUGAACUGACUGCUUUUGUUGUGCCAGCGCCCCCUGCAGAAACAACCUACAACUAUGAAUGGAGUUUAAUAAGCCGCCCUGUAGAAUACCAAGGUGAAAUAAAAGAAAAUCAUAUGCAAACUCUUAAUCUUUCUCAAUUGUCUGUGGGACUUUAUGUCUUCAAAGUAGUGGUGUCUGGUGACACUGUCUUUGGAGAGGGAUUUGUAAAUGUCACUGUGAGGCCAGCCAGAAGAGUCAACCUACCACCUAGAGCAAUUGUUUCUCCUCAGAUACAAGAGCUCAUUUUGCCUUUGACGUCAGCCCUCAUCGAUGGCAGCCAAAGUACAGAUGACACUAAAAUAGUGAGUUACCACUGGGAAGAAAUUGACGGGCCCUUCAAGGAAAAGAAGACUUCAGAUGACUCCUCUGUCUUACUUUUGUCUGACCUUGUUGCUGGUAAUUAUACUUUCAGGUUAACUGUUACAGAUUCAGAUGGAGCCUCUGACUCCACAGUUGCAGUUGUCAGAGUCAACAGUGCUGUGGACCAUCCACCAGUUGCCAAUCCAGGACCAAAUCAGACCAUAACGUUGCCUCAAAACUCUAUCACUUUAAAUGGAAAUCAGAGCAGUGAUGAUCACCAGAUUGUCCUCUAUAAGUGGUCAUUGGGUCCUGGAAGUGAGAAAAAAGAAGUAGCCAUGCAGGCAAUGGAGACACCAUACCUUCAUUUGUCUGCCAUGCAGGAAGGAAAUUAUACAUUCCAGCUGAUGGUAACAGAUUCUUCCAGGCAACAGUCUACCUCUAUGGUUACUGUGAUUGUUCAGCCUGAAAACAACAGACCUCCAGUGGCAUUGGCUGGCCCUGAUAAGGAGCUGUUCUUCCCAUCAGAAGGGAUAAUCCUGGCCACGACUCUGGACGGGAGCAGGAGCACUGAUGACCACGGCAUUGUGUUCUACUUCUGGGAGCACAUCAGUGGCCCCAGUGCAGUGGAGAUGGAAAAUAUCGACAAACCUAUAGCCACUGUAACUGGUCUUCAGGUGGGUACCUACCACUUUCGUUUAACAGUGAGAGACCAGCAGGGACUGAGCAGCAGCACCACCCUUACUGUGGCUGUGAAGAAAGAAAAUAAUAGUCCUCCCAGAGCCCAAGCUGGUGGCAGACAUGUUCUUGUGCUUCCCAAUAACUCCAUUACUUUGGAUGGUUCAAGGUCUACCGAUGACCAAGGAAUUGUGUCCUAUCAGUGGAUCCGGGAUGGCCAGAGUCCAGCAGCAGGAGAUGUCCUUGAAGGAUCUGAUGGCAGUGCAUCCCUGCAACUCACCAACCUGGUAGAGGGAGUCUACACUUUCCACUUGCGAGUAGCUGAUGGUCAGGGGGCCUUGGACACUGACACCACCACUGUGGAAGUGCAGCCAGACCCUAGGAAGAGGGACUUGGUGGAGCUAAUCCUGCAGGUCAGCGUUGGGAAGCUGACAGAGCAGCAGAAGGACAUCCUUGUAAGGCAGCUGGCACUGCUACUGAAUGUGCUAGACUCGGACAUCAAGGUGCAGAAGAUCCAGGCCCACUCAGAUCUCAGCACUGUGAUUGUGUUUUAUGUACAGAGUGGACCACCUUUCAAGGUUUUUAAAGCUGCUGAGAUAGCCCGAAAUCUUCACAGGAGGCUCUCAAGGGAGAGGGCUGAUUUCUUGCUUUUCAAAGUACUGAGGAUUGACACAGAAGGUUGUCUUCUAACAUGCUCUGGCCAUGGCCAUUGUGACCCCAUCACAAAACGCUGUGUUUGUUCUCAGCUGUGGAUGGAGAACCCAAUACUUCAUUAUAUCCAAGAUGGGGAGAGCAACUGUGAAUGGAAUAUAUUCUUUGUGAUGGCGUUGGUUCUUAUCUUCAUAGUGCUUACAGGGGGGUUAACUUGGCUUUGCAUCUACUGCUGCAAGAGACAAAAGAGAACUAAGAUAAGGAAAAAAACAAAGUAUACAAUCCUGGAUAACAUGGAUGACCAGGAGAGAGUGGAGCUAAGACCCAAAUAUGGUAUUAAGCACCGAAGCACCGAGCACAACUCCAGCCUGAUGGUGUCUGAAUCUGAGUUUGACAGUGACCAGGACACAAUCUUCAGCAGAGAAAGAAUGGAACAAGGGAACUCAAAGUUUUCCAUGAAUGGCUCCAUUAGGAAUGGAGCUUUCUUCAACUAUUGCUCAAAAGACAGAUGAAUCAAUUGUAAAACAGAAGGAUGCCCCAAAGGAAUUAUUAAGCCCAGGACAAGUCAAUGGGAGUUAGAAACACAGAACUAUCUCUUGUUUAAGUAGCCCACUGGUGAUCUUUUCACGCUGGGAUGUCUAUGUGUCCCCAUAUUUUAUAAGACCUUGUUUUCUUGGGGCUUUUGAGACACAAAAUAGAAACACUGAUCUUUUACCUGAGAUGCCUGUCAGUAGGUAUAAAGACAGGGCAAGAUGCUAAGUUAAAUACUAAAAGGAGUUUUGUGCUUUUGUAGUUGACCCAAUAUUAAAUAGCCUCUGCUGAAAUAGAUUCUCACUUGUUUCUGUCUAAAGAACUUUAGGGAAAGCUAGUGAAGUAGGGAAUGAGAGAGGGCUGGUUUCUUGCAGGAGCUCUGCUUACCUUUAAGAAUAGCUUUUCAGACAUGGUUUCUCUGGGAGGACCCAUAAACUCAGAUGACCUUCUACACUGUGAUGAUUUAUCUGAGGUCAAUGUGAUCUUCUCUGCUGACCACAACACCCAUAAAAAGUCAAGGUUUCCUGUCUUCCCUUUUUUUUUUUGCUUUGGUUGCCAACCACUUCUGUACUCUCUAGAAAACAACUUCUAGGGUAGGGGAGAUAACAUAAUGGAUAUACAAAAAGCUUACAUGCCUGAGGCUGUGGAAGUCCCAGGUUUAAUCCCCUGUACCACCAUAAUCCAGAGCAUUUUAGUAUUUUAUACCUUUCCUUUCUCUUGGAAGCACAAACGACAUUAAGACCUUUGUAGCCACAGUUUACAGUAAAUAUAAUGAAAGCGAUUAUUUAUCACACAUUUAUGGAGGAUUGGGGCAGAUCAUGCAUUUGGACUAUGACAGAUAGAGAUUACUACUCAGCCAGUGUCUAUUUUUCCAAACUCAGAAACAUAAUCUUAGUUAGCCUUGUAUACUUCUGAUACUCUGGGCCCCUCCAUGUAUUUUCCAUGAUAAAUGACCUAGACAAAUCACUUCGUAUACUUAAAAAUAUUUGUAUUAAAGCUUUUCUACUAAAUAAGUUUAUCUUAAAUACAUGAAAACUUUUAAACCAUCCUCAGCCAUAAGGCAACACCCCAUAACAAUAAGCUGGAGUUAAAUUGGUUCCUCAUUCACCCACAGUUCUAAGCCUACUGGCCAGGAUGGUACCCCUGGUAUUCUUUGUGGAAGAUUAGAAAAAGAGAUGGGACCAUUACAGAUACAACCAGUGCCGUGGCAUAAAGUGUGGUCAUACAGAGAUCUGUUGCAAAGGUCCCUGUAAAAUUAGGAUUGCUUUGCUAUGAUUCAUUAUAUUAAGGAGAAACAAGCUAUUAAACAAUCAAGUUUAAGUCAUCUUGAGAACAGGAGUUCACACAGGAACUCUUCUUUUUUUCAAAAGGGGAAAAGAAAGCUUUUGAGCACUUUUUUUAAAAAAAAGAUUUUAUUUAUUUAUUAAUGAGAAAGAUAGGAGGAGAGAGAAAGAACAUCACUCUGGUAUAUGUGGUGCCAGGGAUUGAACUCAGGAUCUCAUGCUUGAGAGUCUAAUGCUUUAUUCACUGUACCACCUCUCAGACUGCUUGAGUACUUUCUGUUCUUUCUAAUAAUU